Gastrolobium bilobum is the source of this 684-nucleotide messenger RNA. RefSeq names its product HVA22-like protein c. The transcript is spliced from 5 exons. Bases 79 to 618 code for a protein of 179 amino acids. The record is from RefSeq and is a predicted model, not a curated record. Lineage: Eukaryota; Viridiplantae; Streptophyta; Magnoliopsida; Fabales; Fabaceae.
CCUUGGUCUCUUCUUUUGUGAACUCUCUUUCUCAGUUCUAGACACAAGUUGUAGAAAGCAGAACUUCCACCGCAAGACAUGGGUACUUCUGACAACAACUUUCUCCAAGUUGUCUUCAAGAACUUCGAUGUUCUUGCUCUGCCAUUGGUAACCCUUGUUUACCCUUUAUAUGCUUCAAUUAAGGCCAUAGAGACCAGGUCUAGUACUGAUGAUCAACAAUGGCUCACGUAUUGGGUUCUUUAUUCUAUGAUCACACUCUUCGAGCUCACAUUUGCCAAAGUUCUUGAACUGCUUGCCAUUUGGCCUUAUGCCAAGUUGAUACUCAGUUGCUGGUUAGUUCUGCCUCACUUCAAUGGGGCUGCAGUUGUUUAUAGGAAUUACAUUAGACCAUUCUAUAUGAACCCGCAAAUCCCAAUUCCACAAGCUCCUCAAAUCUGGUAUGUUCCACGAAAGAAGAACAUAUUCAGUAAGCCAGAUGACGUUCUAAGUGCUGCUGAGAGAUAUAUGGAAGAGCAUGGUACAGAAGCAUUUGAAAGACUUAUUAGCAAGAAUGACAGAGAAGCACGAGCAAGGAGGAAUGGAAAUUACAUGAUCUUUGAUGAUGACUAUAUAUAUUGAACUUUGUUCACAUGUCACUUUGGCAAUGACUAAUAUUUUUAUGGAAUGACAUAUGAACUACUGUAG